AGCCGCUGCCGGGGAGGGCCGUGCCGCCCCCGGGCGCGGUGUCGGGUUACCCGGGCCGGCUCCGCCGCCGCGGGGGCCCGCGGGAGCCGCGGCGCCCUGCGCCGCCGGCCGCGCAGCGCACGGUAUGUCGGGCCGGUGACUUCAGCCGGGAGAUAUUUGGAGGCUCCGCGGGGUCCGGCGCGGGGGGCCAGCGUGUGUUUGGGUCUGAAAGCGAAUCAGCGGAGGGCGCGUCACUGCCAAAGGGCCCUAUAAAUCCAUCUGCGGCGCAGAGGCGCCCUGGCAAAGCCCCUGCGUCCGCGCGUCCGGCUGCGCGCUCCCCUCCGCCCGCGGGAGCGGCGCCCCCCGCGCCUCGCCUCGCCCCGCGCCGCCCCCGCGCCCCGCGCAGCCCCGGCGGCGCCCGGGGAGCCGGCGCGCCCACGCCGAGCCGGGGCCGCAGGAGCGGCGCUGCCCGGCCCGGCCUGCCGCCGCCGCCGCCGCCGCGCUGGGACCUAAGGCUUCGCCGCGACGGGAGCCCCGACCGGAGGACGCCUCGCCGCCGCCGCCGCUCCGGCCCCGCACACCCCAGCGCCGGCCGCCGACCCUCCCGGCGGGCCGAGGGCGGCUGUUUCGUGCCACUCCAUUUUUCCCUGCCCUCUCAGCGGGGGCUUUUCCCCCGCCGCGGCGUGCGUGCCCGAGCGGUGCGCGGCUCCCCGUUCGGCCUGGACCAGCUGGCGUUGCAGGAGCCCUGAUGUCUUCAUCUGACUCCCCGCAGUUGCCGAUGGAGUGUCUUUCUCAGAUUUCCAGGCAGGGUCCCAAGAGCAGCACCCAGAGCCAGCUCUCGCUGCCAGGCGGCGCUCCCCGCGGCUCGGGCUGCUGCUGCCGCCGCUGCUGAGCGCGGCCCCGGCGCCGGAGCGGGGCGAGACCCCGCGGCGUCGCUCCUGCCGCGGCCACAGCACCUGCGGCGGCGGCGGGGGAGGCCGCGGGGCUUGUGCCGGCGGCUCCCCUCUGCCUCCGUCGAGACUUGCGAACUCGCCCCCCUCCCCCCCGCGCAAGGAGGGUCCCGGCGGUCGGCCCCCGACCUGGCCCACAUGCAUCUCCCGUCCGGCCGCUCGGCGUCCUGGCGUUAAUGUCCGUCUCGGGUCCGACGAGACCAGCUCGGAGGGGCCCGUGUUGGAAGGAGAUCUAAGAUGAAGUUAUGGGAUGUUGUGGCUGUCUGUGUGGUGCUGUUCAACACGGUCUCCACCUCGCCCCUGCCCACCGGUAAGACGCCUCCCGAGGGGCCCCCUUCACUGGUAGAGGGGCCUGAAGACGAUCUCUCCCCCAUCAGCCUGCCGCCUCCCUAUGCUGUGCACAGUGACUCUAAUAUGCCAGAGGAUUAUCCAGAUCAGUUUGAUGAGGUAGUGGACUUUAUUCAAGCCACUAUUAAAAGACUGAGGAGGUCUCCAGAUAAACAAACUCCGAUUUUUUCUAGGCGGGAGAGAAAUCGGCAAAAUGCAGCCACAAACAUAGAGAAUUCCAGCAAAAAGGGAAGGAGGAAUCACAGGGGCAAAAAUCGAGGAUGUGUCUUAACAGAAUUACAUUUAAAUGUGACUGACUUGGAUUUGGGAUAUGAAACCAAAGAAGAGCUCAUUUUCCGGUAUUGCAGUGGAUCCUGUGAUGCAGCCGAGACCACGUAUGACAAAAUUUUAAAAAAUUUAACCAAAAAGAAAAAACUGGUCAAUGACAAAGUGAGGCAAGCUUGUUGCAGACCCACAGCCUUUGACGAUGACCUGUCAUUUUUGGACGAUAACUUGGUUUACCAUAUACUGAAAAAACAUUCCGCAAAAAGGUGUGGAUGCGUCUGACUAUUGUGCUUUGGAGAUUGCUCCAGUAUUGCAUUCCUGCUACAAUGCGAAGAGAGGGACCAAGGUUCCCAAGGAAACAUCUGCUCGGAACGGAGAAAAGAGGACCAAGAACGCAGAACAAGUGGUCAUGGGAGCCCAGUGGGGCAUGAGGCAGUGUAGAAAAACGGAGGCUCUUUAAGUCCGAUGGGAAAGUAAAUAAAAGCUCAGGUGGCGUUCCCGACGGUUGGAUGGCGUGUGCGCUCUCUUUCCUGUUUGACACAGUCUGCCAUCGGUGAGACUUGGAUCCAUGAGGAACGUGCUUAAAAACACAACCCUUCACUGCCGUGUUGUGUUGUAGCUUUCACCAUCCGUCCCAGGGAGCUUGCCCGAGGAGCAAGCUUACCUGUCAGCUGUGCCAUCAGCUUCGCUAUUGCUCAUUGGAGGGCAGCUCCUAAGCACUUAGGACAACUUUUAAAUUAUAGUAAGAUUAAUCUCAAAAGUAAGGUGGUAUCAGGCAAAUAUCAAAAUUCAUAGGCUCAAGGUCUCUAGGGCCAGUAUCAAUAGAAAGCAAAACAGUUCCACUUGCUGGUUAAGUCUGGUUAUUUCCAUCUCAUAUUUCUUCAGAACAAUCAAGUGUAGGAUUUCAUUCUUCUGCUACCUAUGAAAAGAAGUUGAGUUUUUAAGCACUUCUUCCUACUAAAGUAAGAGAAAAAGCAAGUCCUGGCCUACACAAAACAUGUUUCUUUUGGUUUACAAAGGACUGAUGUCACUUACAUAACUACAUUUAUAUUUGGUCAUUGUGAGUGAGCAGAGACUACUUGAUGCAAUGCAUCCGUUCAGAGACAUAAAUAUACAGAAGAUAUUUAUUGAGAUUAAGUUAUUGUUAUUUAUUACAGUCAGUAAUGAGUCUCCUUUCCUUAUUUAUUAAAGUUUCUUUUCAAAGGUGCCAAAGUAGAAGGUGCUUGGAAGAUACAGAGAGACAAUUAAGUUGGGAACAACGGUCCAUGCUUUUGAAAGUAUUAACUUGAAUGCAAAAAAUCACUUACUUUACCUUUUUUUCUUUUAAACAAAAUCCUGGUUAUGUUCACAAAAUGUAGUACCAAAGUCUGCAGCCCUUCUUCUUGUUCACUAAUACUUUUCAAAAUCACUACGGUCGUGUAUGUACAGGAGCAAAAAGGGCUCCGCCCGAGCGAGGGUCGCAGAACUUGGCUCAUCAUUAGCAAUUUGUUAGAAAAAAUAAUUCUAGUCAUAUUUUAAAUGUAGCCACAUUCUUUUCACAUGUUUUGCCAACUGACCUCAUAUAAAUAUUGACGAAUGGAAAUUAAUCACAUUUAGCCUUAUAAUUUCUUAUGUUAUGUUUAUUUAAGUUUUUCCUUCCAUAUUUCCAUAUAGGAAAGGUUAAACCCCUCUUAUAGUUAGUCCUGGAUUUAAUAUAACCUGCAAGUAAACAAUUGUGUUAAAUAACCAAAGUGUUUUGUAUAAUUUGCUGAAACAUUACAGGAUCAUACCCACACAGAAGAACAGUGAGUUUCUCUCUAGAACGUUUCUUUAUGAUGAGGGAGGUUAUACAGCAAAAGCAUUAAUAUCUAACCCUUAAUGCAAGCUCUCGUUCUGGAGAUUUCUUUCCUGAAGGACAGCAGCAGUGCAGGUCACUAAACAUAUCUAACAACUGAAGUGAAGCAUCAACUCCCGCAAAAAGAAUAGGAAAAAAAAUUCCUGCUGAAAAACAAAAAUGAUGACCCCAGCUUUUAUUCCAUGCACACAGUGGCUCUUCAUGUUCGCUUUGUCCUGAGCCCCUCCAGGCACCACAGAGGAAGGUCUCGUCACCAGAAACUUCACAACACACAUAAAAAGAUGUACCACACGUAAGAAACGUAAUUCAGCCCCAACCAUCGCUGCUUUCUGGGGCUGGUGGGUGGCACCGAGCCAGCCUGAGUGCCAGCCCGCGGGCACAGCCCUGCCCCGGGGCCUCCCCGAGGCGCAGAGCACCCCAUCCAGCACUGCGACCGUCCCAUGUAACCUCUGUGUGGGACAGGGCAUGGCAAGCCUAGUAUCACCAGCAUCUGCAUACUUUGCAUAGUAAAACCCCGCUAAGCCUGGGCACAGCUGCACUGCUGAGCAGAUCAGUUGAGCGCAGCAGUCAGAGAUAAGCUUUUUGCUUAUUGCCUGAAUAUAGUACUGGUUGUUGAAAACUUGCUCCCAAGCAUUUUUCUGUGCAGCUUGAAGGGGCUGCAAUCAUAGCAGAUCACUACGUUCAAAAUACAAAAGGGUAAAGUUUGUGAUUUUUUUUAGACCUUAUUGAAAACAGGAGUGUGCUUCUCUGGAGUUUUUUACUUCACCUACAAUUUAUGUCUCAGUCAUUUGUGUUAAUCAACCAAAGUUCUCUACAGACUUUAUUUUUGUACAAUAUUCAUUUUAUAACUUUUUACAAAAUAAAACUCAUUUCUAUUGUUA
This is a messenger RNA of Dromaius novaehollandiae (emu), 4256 nucleotides long. Its product is annotated as glial cell line-derived neurotrophic factor-like. Bases 1167 to 1823 code for a protein of 218 amino acids. Gene Ontology annotation, biological process: negative regulation of neuron apoptotic process; peripheral nervous system development; positive regulation of branching involved in ureteric bud morphogenesis. Gene Ontology annotation, molecular function: glial cell-derived neurotrophic factor receptor binding; growth factor activity; receptor tyrosine kinase binding. Lineage: Eukaryota; Metazoa; Chordata; Aves; Casuariiformes; Dromaiidae. The transcript has 3 exons. The record is from RefSeq and is a predicted model, not a curated record.